This is a messenger RNA of Nicotiana attenuata, 802 nucleotides long. RefSeq names its product 17.6 kDa class I heat shock protein-like. The transcript has a single exon. Bases 130 to 591 code for a protein of 153 amino acids. The record is from RefSeq and is a predicted model, not a curated record. Gene Ontology annotation, biological process: response to heat; response to salt stress; response to hydrogen peroxide. Lineage: Eukaryota; Viridiplantae; Streptophyta; Magnoliopsida; Solanales; Solanaceae.
AGAAAUAUCCAGAAAGCACUACACUCCUCUACGACAGUAUAAAUACCUACCCAGGUCCUCUUCCUUCCACCAAUGAACUUGAAACUUAAAGCAAAUUGAGAAAAGAGUUGCUACAAAAGUUUACUGAAAAUGUCACUGAUACCAAGAGUGUUCGGCGAUCGACGAAGCAGCGUCUUCGAUCCAUUCUCAAUUGACGUGUUUGAUCCCUUCAGGGAAUUGGGCUUUCCAGGUUCCAAUUCACGGGAAACUUCUGCAUUCGCUAACACACGAGUCGAUUGGAAGGAAACUCCGGAGGCUCAUGUGUUCAAGGCAGAUCUCCCUGGGCUUAAGAAGGAGGAAGUGAAAGUGGAGAUCGAAGACAAUAGGGUUCUUCAAAUCAGCGGAGAGAGGAACGUGGAGAAAGAAGAUAAGAAUGAUACGUGGCACCGUGUGGAACGCAGCAGCGGCAAAUUUAUGAGGAGAUUCAGGCUUCCGGAGAAUGCUAAGAUGGAUCAAGUUAAGGCGGCGAUGGAGAAUGGAGUGCUGACUGUUACUGUUCCGAAAGAAGAGGUGAAGAAGCCAGAUGUCAAAUCCAUUGAUAUCACUGGUUAGAUAGACGCUUUAGCUAGCUGAAAUAUGUAAGUACGCUAUGAUAUGUGAGCAAGUAUAUAUGAAAUCGAAUAGAAAUUGCUCUGUUUUUGUAUCUGAUCUGUAGUCGAGUCUGUUUUUCGCUUAAAGGCGUGUUUGAUGUAAUUUUGUUGAAAUUCUAUGGGGAAAAGGCAAUAGUGUUGUUAUAGAAUUGAAGUGUCGUAUUAUCCUUCAA